Molecule: messenger RNA, 2556 nt
Organism: Daktulosphaira vitifoliae (grape phylloxera)
Lineage: Eukaryota; Metazoa; Arthropoda; Insecta; Hemiptera; Phylloxeridae
Product: death-associated inhibitor of apoptosis 1-like
Exons: 7
Coding region: 301-1749 (482 amino acids)
Cellular component (GO): cytoplasm; nucleus
Source: RefSeq, a predicted model, not a curated record
UACCCUUGUUCAACGGUAGUGCUGAUCACUGUGGCCUCUUGUGUACGUUUUGUGGUAUACAAUGCAUCACGUAUAGCGUAAGCUCAAUAUUUUUCUCAAUUUUUUCGACAAAUUUCUGUACACGCCGCCAAUUUCGUGUGUUGUUUUGUGUUUUAAUUGAAUUUGGUCAAUGUGGCAUGGCGUGUGUAUUAAUUGUUUUUUAAACUAACAUUAAAAUUUGUGUUGUGUUUCGUUGGAUUUUUCUAUUUUUAUUUGUCAACGAUUAUACCUCGCGGUCGCCAUAACAUUUUUAAAUGUAAGAUGAGUCCAUCGCCUAAUCAUAACUCUAUAGCUCAUAGUUUAAAACAUAUUAUUAAACAUGAAAAAAAUGUUAUUCAUAUGGCAAAUGGUUGUCCCAUUAUAUUAAACACUGCACAUCCUUUAGCAGAAUUUGUAUCUGAUAGUCAAUCAGUGUUAAAUCCAAUGGCUACAAAUGAAACACCUUCAUGGGAUCUAACGUCAUAUGAGAAUCGUUUAAAAACAUUUAAUGAUGAAUGGAAGUUAGAGUUUUUAAGACCUACUCAAAUGGCCAAAGCGGGCUUGUAUUACUUAGGCAAACAAGAUAGAGUUAGAUGUAUGUUUUGCUCAAAAGAAUUUGACUAUUGGCAGCAAGGCGAUGAUCCACUCGUUGAACACAAGCGCAAAUCUCCACAAUGUCCAUUCUUUAAAGAAAAUUCAGGGUAUGAUGUCUGUGGGUUAUAUGGCUCACCUCCCUCAGAAAUAAAUUCUAGUGAAGAAGCAAAGAAGAUUCAAAGUUUUUUAGAUUCAUUAGGAGUUGUCCAACAAAUUAAAGCUCCUAAACAUAAAGAAUUUGCUACAUAUGAUGCUCGUUUAGCAACUUUUGAUAAAUGCCACAAAGAAAUGAAGCAAGAUGUACAGACCCUUAGUGAAGCUGGAUUUUUUUAUAUUGGUGAUGGUCAAAAUGACCAAAUGCUGUGCUUUUGCUGUAGUCAAGGACUCAAGGAUUGGGAGGAUGAUGAUGAACCUUGGACCGAGCAUGCUAGAUGGUCUCCUAAUUGUAGUUAUGUUUUGUUAAGUAAAGGUAAAACGUUUGUAGAUGAAGCAUGUGGUAAAAAAAACCAAAUUCCCACUAUUGAUCAAGAGGAAUUGUCUAAAUUUAUUGCUAAUCAUAAAGACAACUCUAUAUUGGAAAGUAAUAUUAAAGUCAAUUCAAUCAAAAGGUGUCACAUCAUGUUUCAACGCCACACUCCGAGAAAACAUGAACAAUCUGAAACUAUUGAUAGUAAUCAAAUGUCUGAAUCGAUAUCUGAAAUAAAUCUUCGUCUAUCCCAACAAGAUCCAAAUACUAUGCCAGAUUCUAUGUUGUGUAAAAUAUGUUAUAAAGAAAAAAUGAAAGUGGCAUUUAUUCCUUGUGGACAUGUUAUAGCUUGCAUUCAGUGUGCUAUGACUCUUGACCAAUGUGCUGUUUGUAGACAACCUUUCACAAUGGCAAUGCGAGUGUAUGUUUAUAUGGAUGAUAGUAAAAAUGAAGAGGUAAUUGAGGAUAUUGAUCAGUUACCAUGUAGUUCUUCACAGUGCUCAGAUGAACCUUUAGAUCCAAUGCUAUGUAGAAUAUGUCAUAAAGAAGAAAUGGAAGCAGCUUUCAUUCCUUGCAGACAUGUAUAUGCAUGUGUUGAAUGUGCAACUAAAAUAACAGAAUGUCCUGUAUGUUUACUUCCUUUCUAUGCAACUAUGCAAGUGUACUUAUAGGGGUCAUAAAAUCACUGAGUUACUCAGUGCAUACCAAAGAUUAUAACAUAUGACAAUAUUUUAAGUAUUUGAAUGUUCUUAAAGUCCUAUUAAUUUUAUUUAAUAUUGGUAAAAAGUGACAUUGUUUCCAAAGUUGAAUGGAAAUAUUAUUUGCAAAAAACAAUUGAAAAGUCGAAAAUGCAUUUAAAUUUUAAACAUCUCUAUUUAUUUUCUAUAUUAACAUCAUCAAAAAGUAUAUUCAAAUGUAUUAUGAUUUACCUAGUGAAUUGUUAUUAAAAAAAUAUUAAAGUUUAUUAAUAAAGUUCAUUUCUAAAUGCAUUUUGCUAUGUGAACAUGAAAAGAAAAAAAAUUGUCAUGGUUUUUAUUUUGAAUUGAUUGUUAAUUUAUUUUCUUUGUAUGUAUUUUAUUUUAGUAUGAAACCAUUCUAGUCGUAAAUUUUACAAUUUUUAAUGUAUAUAUUUUAAAGUCAAAACUCUUAACUUUAAGUAACACUAUAGAGGGUCAAUGCUUGAGAUUGCUUAUGUAAUAUUUUGGUGUUCAUAAGUACAAUAAUAGUAUAGCAUCAAUGAGACUGAUUUCUUAUGAACCCUUAUUUUUAUCAUGCUAUUAUAAAAAAUUGUUAAUUAGAUGUGUUUAACCCAAGAACCACUAAAUUUUUUUUUAUACAUUUAUUUGCACUUAGGUCACUGGCUAAUAAGUUUUCCCUUAAAAUAUUUUUGUAUAUACACAUUGUUUCCCCUCUUAAUAUCUGUUAAAUAUAAUUGAGUGAUAAAAACUUAUAAUAAAUGAAAAUUCAUAAUUAUUAAA